ACUGUAACUGAAAGAAAAAAUGUAAACACGCACGUUGUUUUGUUUAUUUUCCUCACAGAAAGGGUUUCCUCAUGUGAUAGAAAUAAAAUUUUCAUCUGAAAUCAUUUGCAUUUAAGGGUUGUCUAAUAAUAAUCUUAUGAAGAUUUUCGCAUCAGUAUCUACACCAAACUAAUUGCUAAAUUUUGAUGACUUCUUGGCAGUGGCCCACCAGAAAUUAAAAAAUACAUCUCAGAAGGUUUCCAAAUUGAAGUAGCCAGCCUUUGGGAAAAGCUUGAAAUUUUUUUUAUACAAGUUUCGCUAGUUCAAAUCUCUUUGUUGCUUUGAAAAUGGAACCAUUACCAGAUGAAGCUGUUGGGCAAACACUUGGUAAAAUAUUAUGUUGCCAGUGUGGUACCCUUAUUGAUCCAAAUCCAGCCAACAUGUGCAUACCAUGCAUCAAAACUCAAGUUGAUAUAUCUGAAGGCAUCCCAAAACAAGUGAUAAUUUACUUUUGCAAAGGUUGCGGCAGAUAUUUGCAACCUCCUGCUCAAUGGGUUUCUUGUGCUUUAGAAUCAAGAGAACUCCUUGCCUUUUGUUUGAAGAAGUUGAAAGGAUUAAAUCAGGUUCAUUUAGUAGAUGCUACGUUUAUUUGGACAGAACCACAUUCCAGAAGAAUCAAAGUAAAGCUAACUAUACAAAAGGAAGUGUUUGGAGGAGCCAUUUUGCAACAAGUUUUUGUUGUAGAAUACGUUGUGAGUACUAAUAUGUGCAGUGACUGUCAUAAAAGUGAAACCCAUAAUGUUUGGAGAGCAGUCGUGCAAUUGAGGCAAAGGGUACAACAUAAGAGAACAUUCUUUUACUUGGAACAAUUGAUUUUGAAAUAUCAAAUGCAUUCGAAUUGUCUGAAUAUUAAAACAUGCAAUGAUGGUUUAGAUUUUUUCUUUGGAAAGAAAGAUGAUGCUCGAAAAAUGGUAGAUUUCUUUUCUGCUGUUGUGCCGUGCAAGUAUUCUACAUCUCAGCAGUUGAUAUCUCAUGAUGUUCAUAGUAACACAUUUGAUUAUAAAUAUACAUUCUCAGUAGAGAUAGUGCCUGUUUGUAAGAAUGAUGUUGUUUGUUUGCCACUGUCAUUAGCUCGCUCUUUUGGAAAUAUUGGCCAAAUUAGCAUUUGCCACCGAGUUACAAAUUCUGUUUAUUUAAUUGACCCUUGUACAUUGCAAAUUGCGGAUAUCACAAAUCAACAGUUCUGGCGUUCUCCAUUUCAUCCCAUAGGUUCUAUGAAACAAUUGACAGAAUAUGUUGUUAUGGAUAUUUCUUUGAUUUUAGAUUCAGAAAGAAGAACAUUUACGGGACAAGGACCCAUAUCACAUAAGCAUGUUCUAUCAGAUGCAUGGGUCGUCCGUUCUAGCGAACUUGGUGUUAAUGAUACUCUUAUUCACACCCGUACUCAUCUUGGGCACAUAUUAAAACCUGGUGAUUAUGUUCUUGGGUUGGAUUUAUCUACGAUCAAUGUUAACAAUGUUGACUAUAAUAAACUAAAGAAAGAAAAUAUUCCAGAUGUGGUCUUAGUGAAGAAAAUUUAUGAAGACAAAGCUUCUCGCCAUCGUAGAAGAAAAUGGAAAUUGAAACAUUUAGAAAUUGAAGCAGAUACUGAUACUAGCAGCAUUCAAAGGGAUUAUGAUGACUUUUUGGAAGACCUUGAAGAAGAUGUUGAAUAUCGCCAAAAUGUUAAUAUCUAUAAAGAUCAUGAGAAGUUGGCAAUCGAUACUGAUGAAGUUGAUGAUGAUUGUCCAAAAAUAACUCUUCAAGACAUGCUUGAUGAUCUAACGCUUGAAGAUGCUACUGGUGUAGAGGGUGGAGCAAUGUUGGAAUAAAUAAAUAUAUAUUAUUUGUUA
Messenger RNA from Parasteatoda tepidariorum (common house spider), 1871 nucleotides. RefSeq names its product 60S ribosomal export protein NMD3 (gene Nmd3). The record is from RefSeq and is a predicted model, not a curated record. Gene Ontology annotation, molecular function: ribosomal large subunit binding. Gene Ontology annotation, biological process: ribosomal large subunit export from nucleus. NCBI's taxonomy places the organism in Eukaryota, Metazoa, Arthropoda, Arachnida, Araneae, Theridiidae. Gene Ontology annotation, cellular component: cytoplasm; nucleus.